GCCACUCCAGUAGAAGGGCGAGUGUAAGAAUGCCCGCCGAUAUCACUUCAGCCUUAUGGGGCUGCGCGACUUGAUCCGGCAGCUCCCGUCUCCGCAUUUUUGAGCUUAUCCGCACUUCACGCGUACGGCGCAACAAGUAAGAAUUUUCGUCACGACGCUGAAGACACGAUCCCUUUGACGGUCACGGUGUCUUUCGCGCGUCAAUGUGCGCGGGCUGCGACCAUGUUCGAGUUUCACGAUGAGGCAUCACAGCAUGAAAAAUGUUAUGUUACCGUCGGCCAGCUUCCUCGCUUCGUGGACCCGAAGCAACCACCAACAAAAAAAUCGCCCUUUUCAGCCAUUCUUUCCCAUUCAUACGUACACACGACAGAAUUGAUCUUACCCCGAGAGAUCUAUAACGCGAUCUGGGAGUCGGUAGACUCAAAGCUCCAGAGACUCCAAUAUGCCAAGGUCAUACUUCCUCUUUCUUCUUUGCUCGAGGGCGAAUUCUUCAACAAAUAUAUCAAGACGAGUGAUGUAUUAAUGAUUUCUGAGGGACGUUCGGGAGUAGAUGAUGUGUUUUCUCUCCGCAACGGGAUUUUGAGACUUGAACUUGGAAGAGAGUCCUAUGAAAAGAGUGGACUUAGCGGGAAACCCAUCCGUAGUGGGGGAAGAAAACAUGCAAAGGAGAGGUACCUCGUUGAGAUCAACCUGCGGUUACCAUCCAUGCUGCACGGAAAGAAAGGAUUCGAGAGGAUUGUUUGGGCAUUUAAGAAUGCACUCACUACAUCGGUUACUUGGUUGUUCUGUGACCUCUCCUCAGAGCCAAACUAUACAGGUCAAGGGAGUCCGUUGGAGAAACACCACCCCACCAUUGUCUCUUGCUCUCCAUUGCGGAAAGAUUAUCAUGAUGUUUUAGUCCCACCAAUCGACAUGGGAGGUCUUGUAGAUGCAUCUCAAGACGAUGUACAGGACUUAUGCCAGGAAUUCUCAGAAUGGAUUGCACUUGUCUCGCUAGGCUCACCACGGGUGGUGGCUGGCGAUAGUGUAGAUCCCUAUCUAAGCCGGUACAGCGUGCCGCAGGUCGAGAUCAGUAAACCCUCGGAUCUAGUCAGUCUGAAAUGGCGCGGCCUCAUACCUUCUCAUUGGAUCAGCCAGUUAUUCACGCUAUUGCUACGUGAAAUGAGCCGUACUUCUACAUCAACAUUUUGGUUUGCCCUAUCCGCUAAUUCUCUGGGAAGAGAAGCCGUUGAAAGCAAAGAUGGCUAUACAAUAAUAUCGUUACCCUCGACGCUUGGUCCCAAAGAAACCCCGAGUGAUGGCCUUGUCCCAGGGGAAGGACAACCAGUGAAUGAAGGCUCUAGGCAGGAGCGACACUUCAUUUGUUGUGAGUAUGUCGGCGCAUCAAUAUGUACAUAGAAGCGAAAGCUAGAGCUGCCCCAUACGGGCCCGUGGAUUUGAUGGUGCUCGAGAGGCCCCUUCAUUGCAAAGGGACGUAUUGAUGAUGAUUCUAGCUCUAGGUAGCAAGCCAUCUGUUGAAGGCCUGAAUGCCUGUAACUCAUUUCUGGUCCCUUCUCCUGCAAAAAGUUCUCUCCACACUUCUCAUCUAUCUUUAUUUCCAUUCAUCUCUAUCCACCAGUCACUUGCUGCAUUGCAUCUUUAUCAUUCGUUUCCAAACAUCCA
Paecilomyces variotii is the source of this 1662-nucleotide messenger RNA. Its product is annotated as ribonuclease P 40kDa subunit-domain-containing protein. The transcript is spliced from 7 exons. Gene Ontology annotation, cellular component: multimeric ribonuclease P complex; ribonuclease MRP complex. Gene Ontology annotation, biological process: tRNA 5'-leader removal; tRNA 3'-end processing; endonucleolytic cleavage in ITS1 to separate SSU-rRNA from 5.8S rRNA and LSU-rRNA from tricistronic rRNA transcript (SSU-rRNA, 5.8S rRNA, LSU-rRNA). The coding region runs from base 223 to 1398 and encodes 391 amino acids. Lineage: Eukaryota; Fungi; Ascomycota; Eurotiomycetes; Eurotiales; Thermoascaceae. Gene Ontology annotation, molecular function: ribonuclease P activity; ribonuclease MRP activity. The record is from RefSeq and is a predicted model, not a curated record.